Colletotrichum scovillei is the source of this 991-nucleotide messenger RNA. Its product is annotated as preprotein translocase subunit Sec66. Gene Ontology annotation, biological process: post-translational protein targeting to membrane, translocation. Gene Ontology annotation, cellular component: Sec62/Sec63 complex. Bases 132 to 707 code for a protein of 191 amino acids. NCBI's taxonomy places the organism in Eukaryota, Fungi, Ascomycota, Sordariomycetes, Glomerellales, Glomerellaceae. The record is from RefSeq and is a predicted model, not a curated record. The transcript has 3 exons.
CUUUGGUACAGUACUGGACACGCUUCAUCAACACCAACGACAAAUCGCCUGCAACCGCACAUUCCUUGUCCUUCGUUCAUCCUCUUUACUUUCCCACCACGAUCCUUACGAGCGCACAAUAAACCGCAGCCAUGUUCGAUGUCGACUGGAUGAGCCUUGUGCUCCCUUUCGCCUACCUCACGGUUCUCGGCGGCGUCUUCAUGACCUUUUCCACAAUUUACAGAAAGCGCAAAGCCACUCAGAGCGCCAACCUUGCUCCUUGGUUUGGCCCCCAUCUGCAGCGCAACAUCUACCUGUCGCUGCUGCACCUCGAAUCUCCGGAAGAGGGCGCCGAGAAGGCCCCCAAGAUCCCCUCCACCGUCAUCAAAGCCGCCCUCCUCCGCCGCGCUGUUGAGGAUAUCCACCGUCUGGUCCAGAUCCGUUCCGCCAAGCAGGCCUGCAGCACGUUGCUGCAGCGGGGAAGCGUCGGUGAUGAUCUGUGGCAGCGCUUCCAGCGCGCAGAGAAGGAGAUGGAGGAUGAACUGCGCGACGUCGUGAUGGAGGCCAACGCCCUUGCGCCCAACUGGGGUCAGUCCAUCUUCCAGUCCGCCAACGAGAUUGCCGCCAACACCAUUGUGCGCAACCGCCUCGAGGAAGUCCAGAACACCGUCGAGCAGGAGAAGGCGUGGUGGGAGAAGCGCAGAUCGACUAUCCAGACCGAGUUAUGAAGGAGCUCGACGAGUCCGAGAAGAGCUCGACCGCCCCUCCUAGUGUUGAUGGCGACGCCGUUCUCGUUGACUCUACCGCCUCUACCACCAGCACACCUUCCAAGAAGAAGAAGGGCAAGAAAUAAGCAAUACGGCCAUCAUCUCUACUAUACCACAAAUCCACCUCCAUUCACGCAUCAUAUGUCCCGUCCACAUAUCAAUACGCGCUCAGGCGCUCCGCACCGUCCACAUUGUCAUUAGAUACCUCAUCCCCCCGGUGUAUGGGAAAAGAGCAUUCAACGGCU